GAGCAGGUUCAAAUAAAGACGGCGGGUGAGCAUGGCGUCGCCUCUUGCGUCUAGGAGGUGAUCACUCUGUGUUGUUUUGAAGAUGUGGCGGGUGAAAAAACUGAAUCUUAGCGUGUCGCCUUCGCCCCAACCGGGAAAAGCAGCUAUGAGAACGCCUCUCCGAGAACUUAUCCUGCAGCCUGGUGCCCUCACCAACUCGGGAACAGGGCCCCCGAUAGCCUACUCGUCCACCUCAUCACUGUGCAAGCUAGGGCCGCAGGAAGGCAGCAACAGCUCAUCUCCACUGGAUCUUGUCAAUGCUAAGGAGACAGACUCCCCUUCAGAACACUUCAGCCAUCCCUCAACAUGUCUAGAAGCUUGUCAACAUGAAUCAGAUGAGCAGCCCCUAAAUCCGAUUCCCCAAACCAAUUCUACUCCCAGAACAUCUGAGGAAGCAGUAGACCCACUGGGCAACAAUGUGGUUAAAACCAUGGUCGUUGUACCUUCUCCAGGCGGGCCUCAGCAAAACAUUACACUCGAGGCCCAUCUAGAUACCAUGGCAGAGACAAACAGCUUCUCUCUAGAUGAGCCUUUGAGGACAGGAGAUCUGCUGAGAAAGGGGGUGGCCCCCUGCAUGGAAGACAACUUUUCAGAAAUUGUUCCUGCUAUGCCUGAGAAACCUACAUUUCAGAAUCCUCCAUCCCAUCUGUUGGAGUACCCACAAAAUUCCUGUUCUGAGCAACAGCUACACUGCUCCAGGGAAAGCCUGAAGGACAGUAGGACUGAGGCUGUGCCUGAGGACCUAGUCCCUUCUGAAAGUAAUGCCUUGUUGCCUUCCUCCCCGCUCUGGCUUUCCCCUUCAACUGUCUUAGCAGCAGACUUCCCUGUCAGUCUUGUGGACCCAGGGGAGGAAAUUUUAGAGCACAGAACUACAGAGGAGAGAGAAAUGAGGUUUCCCACAUUCCCUGAGGAGGCUGAAUUGGGAGAUCAAGCACUUGUCUCAAAUAGGGACGAUAUUCCAUCCACAGGCCUGACCCCAAAUCCAGAAGAAAUGGAAUCCCAGGCAGCUCCAGGGCCAGCAGUAGAAGAUGCUGGGAGCAUUCCCGUCUCUGAUAUGGGGCCUUGGAUGUCUCCCCUGGCCUGGCUGGAAAAAGGUGUAAAUACCUCCGUCAUGCUGGAAAAUCUCCGCCAGAGCUUAUCUCUUCCCUCUGUGUUUCGGGAUGCUGCGAUUGGCACUACCCCUUUCUCUACUUGCUCGGUGGGGACUUGGUUUACUCCCCCAGCACAGCAGGAAAGGAGUACAAACACAUCCCAAACAGGCCUGGUGGGCACCAAGGACAGUACUUCUGAGACAGAGCACCUUCUAUGGGGCCGUCCUCCAGAUCUGACUGCCUUAUCUCGACAUGACCUGGAAGAUAACCUGCUGAACUCUCUUGUCAUUCUGGAGGUACUCUCCCGCCAGCUGCAGGACUGGAAGAGCCAGCUGACUGGCCCUCACCCAGAAGUUCAGGACAGCAGCACACAGACUGACACCUUUUCCAGUGGGAUGAGUAAGAAACCUCAGCAUCUUCAGGAGAGCCAGGAGAUUGGACAGGCUCUGCGGCAGGCCAGGAACGUCAUGCAGUCAUGGGUGCUGGUCUCUAAAGAGCUGAUAUCCUUGCUUCAACUAUCUCUGCUGCACUUAGAUGAAGAUAAAACUGCUUUGAGUCAGGAGUCUUGGCGUACAGAAACCUUGGUGUCCCGCUGUUUUGAUGUGUUGAAGAAAUUGAGGGCAAGGCUCCAGAGCCUCAAAGCAGAGAGGGAGGAGGCAAAGCACAGAGAGGAAAUGGCCCUCAGAGGCAAAGAUGCGGCAGAGACAGUGCUAGAGGUUUUCUGUGCACACGCCAGCCAGCGCAUCAGCCAGCUGGAACAGGACCUGGCAUCCAUGGGGGAAUUCAGAGGCCUUUUGAAGGAAACCCACACCCAACUGGUAGGGCUUCAUACUGAGCAAGAAGGGUUGGCUCAGCAGACAGCAAGUCUUACUUCAGCCUUGCAGCAGGACUGGAUAUCCAUGCAACUGGAUUAUGUAACAUGGACAGCUCUGCUGAGCCGGUUUCAACAACUCACAGAGAAGUUUACAGCCAAGAGCCGGCAGACCCUGCAGGAACGUGAUGCUGCAAUUGAGGAAAGGCAGCAGGUUUCCAGGGAGCUGGAACAAGUCUCUUCCCAUUUAGAGGACUGCAAAAGCCAACUAGAACAACUGGAGUUGGAAAACAGUCGUCUGGCAACAGAUCUCCGGGCUCAGCUGCAGAUUCUGGCCAGCAUGGAGAGUCAGCUAAAAGAGCUACAGAGUCAGCAUGCCCAUUGUACCCAGGACCGGGCCAUGAAGGAUCAGUUGCUCUGCCAGCUUACCCAGAGCAGUGAGGAGAAGGCUGCUCAAUGGCAAAAGGAAGAGAUGGCAUUAAAACAUAUGCAGGCAGAGCUGCAGCAACAACAGGCGGUCCUGGCCAAGGAGGUGCAGGACCUAAAGGAGACCCUGGAGUUUGCAGAACAAGAGAAUCAGGUUGCUCACCUGGAGCUGGGCCAGGUUGAGUGUCAGUUGAAAACCACCCUGGAAGUACUCCGGGAACGCAGCCUGCAGUGUGAGGACCUGAAGGACACCAUGGAGAACCUGAAGGCUAAACUGGCCAGCACCAUGGCAGAGAAACAGCAGCAAGACCUGGAGAAGACACGCCAGUAUUCCCAAGAGCUAAGGGUGCUGACUGAGCAACUCCGUAGCCUGACCCUCUUCCUACAGACAAAACUGAAGGAGAAGGCUGAACCAGAGACCCUCCCGAUAAGCACAGCCUGUGCUUCUUCCCAGGAACACCCUCUGCCCAGUGACAGCACCUUUUUGGGAAGCACCCUGACAGCAGUGGCAGAUGAAGAGCCAGAAUCAGCUCCUGUGCCCUUGCUUGGAAGUGACAAGAGUGCUUUCACCAGAGUAGCAUCAACGGUUUCCCAUCAGCCUACAGAAACCCCAGGCAUUGAGAAUAGCCUGGCAGAAAUGAGUACUAUGACUCUGGAGCUUCAGAGCCUGUGCUCCCUGCUGCAGGAGUCUAAAGAAGAGGCUGUCAGGACUCUGCAGCGAAAGAUAUGUGAUCUGCAGGCUCAGCUGCAGGCCCAGGAAGAACAGCAUCAGGAAGCCCAGAAGGCAAAGGAAGCGGACAUAGAGAAGCUGAACCAGGCCUUGUGCUUGCGCUACAAGAAUGAAAAGGAGCUCCAGGAAGUGGUACAGCAGCAGAACGAGAAGAUCCUAGAGCAGAUAGACAAGAGUGGUGAGCUCAUAAGGCUUAGAGAGGAAGUGACCCAGCUCACCCGUUCACUUCGUCGUGCAGAGACAGAGACUAAGGUGCUCCAAGAGACCCUGGCAGGCCAGCUGAACCCCGACAGUCAGCCCAUGGCCACUAACUGGAUCCAGGAGAAAGUGUGGCUCUCCCAGGAGGUGGACAAGCUGAGGGUGAUGUUCCUGGAGAUGAAAAAUGAGAAGGCAAAACUCAUGGUCAAGUUCCAGAGCCACAGAAACAUCCUGGAAGAGAAUCUGCGGCGCUCUGACAAGGAGUUAAAGAAACUAGAUGACAUUGUUCAGCAUAUUUAUGAGACUCUGCUGUCCAUCCCAGAGGUCGUGAGGGGUUGCAAGGAGCUACAGGGAUUGCUGGAAUUUCUGAGCUAAGAAACUGAAAGCUGGACUCUGUUUCACCCCUUUUUACCUGCAGUACUCCCUUACCCCAACACCAGGACCAAUUGGCUUAGAGCCAGCUCUGUUUAACGCUAUUUAAAUAAAGUAUAUUUAAUGUAUUUC
Molecule: messenger RNA, 3799 nt
Organism: Delphinapterus leucas (beluga whale)
Lineage: Eukaryota; Metazoa; Chordata; Mammalia; Artiodactyla; Monodontidae
Gene: SPAG5
Product: sperm associated antigen 5
Biological process (GO): regulation of attachment of spindle microtubules to kinetochore; cell division
Source: RefSeq, a predicted model, not a curated record